Messenger RNA from Owenia fusiformis, 3079 nucleotides. The record is from the annotation of a GenBank genome assembly. Lineage: Eukaryota; Metazoa; Annelida; Polychaeta; Sabellida; Oweniidae.
UUUUCCAACUUAUGUUUAUGGCCAAUGUAGACGCUUUUAUGAACAAAAUACAAACCAAGCAAAUCACUGUAUCAUAACACAAUACAUUUGUUCAUCUCAUAGCACGCUGUCAUGAGAUAAAUCGGAUAAAUAAGUGAUCUAUUAUAUGGUCACGUGAUAUCAAGACAAAAGUAAAUAUGGCGGCUCGCCCGAUGGGAUUUUCGCAAAACAUGCAACAACAACCCCGAUAUCCUCCACAAGCAGCACAAAUAAGGCCUUAUGGACAACCUGGUUACUCGGGUGCCAGGCCAGCCUAUGGACCAAUGGGAGGCCAGAUGGCCAAUCAGAUGGGAGCACCAAUGGGAAGUCAGAUGAGUUCUCAGAUGGCCAAUCAGAUGGGAGGACCACCAAGAAUGGGAAUGCCUGCCCAGAAUAUGAUGCCACAAGGAGGAAUGAACUAUGGACAAGUGUCAUCAAGUAUUCCAAGCACUAGUAAAUCUGGAAGCCAGAGUAUGCGAGGUCCAGGGGUUCAGGGCUUACAGGCUGCCUUAGAACAACGUAAACGUGCAACCACACAGAGCACCAUGGUAGCAGCCCAAACACAAAUUGCAAAGAACAAAAAGAAGAAAAAGAUGGCUGAUAAAGUGUUGCCUCAAAAGGUGCGAGAUCUUGUCCCAGAGUCCCAGGCCUAUAUGGAUCUGUUAGCUUUUGAACGAAAACUUGACCAAACCAUUAUGCGGAAGCGUUUAGACAUUCAGGAGGCCCUGAAAAGACCCAUGAAGCAAAAGAGAAAGCUGAGAAUUUUCAUCUCAAAUACAUUCUUUCCGGGAAAACCUGAAGCAGAGGAGGGUGAUGAGACUGCUGUUGCAUCCUGGGAACUUCGAGUCGAAGGCCGUUUACUGGAAGAUCCAAGUGGCAAGAUGACGACACCAGCUCCUCAACAAAAGCGUAAAUUUUCAUCCUUCUUUAAAAGUCUUGUGAUUGAGUUGGACAAAGAUCUAUAUGGGCCUGAUAACCACUUAGUAGAGUGGCACAGGACUGCAACUACACAGGAAACUGAUGGGUUUCAGGUCAAAAGACCAGGAGACCAAAAUGUUAAAUGUACAGUCCUCCUUAUGCUGGAUUACCAGCCUCUGCAGUUCAAACUGGACCCACGUCUAGCCAGGCUGCUGGGAGUUCAUACACAGACUAGGCCAGUCAUCAUUAAUGCUCUCUGGCAAUACAUUAAGACACAUAAACUCCAGGACGAACAUGAAAGAGAAUUCAUCAACUGUGACCGUUACUUAGAGCAGAUAUUUGAUACAUCCAGACUGAAGUUUGCAGAGAUUCCACAGAGACUGCACCCAUUAUUAAUGCCCCCUGACCCCAUAGUUAUAAACCAUGUCAUCACUGUUGAUGGCCCAGAUGCUAAGAAGACAGCCUGCUAUGACAUUGAUGUAGAAAUAGACGACACAUUGAAGCAACAGAUGAACUCAUUCCUCCUAUCAACACAGAGUCAAAAUGAAAUAGCAACACUUGAUAAUAAGAUUCAUGACACAGUGGAGACCAUCAAUCAGCUGAAGAUCAACAGAGAAUUCCUCCUAAGCUUUGCUAAAGACCCACAGGAGUUCAUCAACAACUGGCUCUGUUCUCAGAGUAAAGAUCUCAAGACUAUGACAGAUGUGGUCGGCAACCCAGAGGAAGAGAGAAGAUCAGAUUUCUACUUUGAACCUUGGGCCCAGGAAGCUGUUUGUAGAUACUUUUAUGGCAAGGUGAACCAACGUAGAGCAGAACUUGAACAGAUGUUAGGGAUCAAAUAAUAGAUGGCGCUUUCAAAUUUCCGCAAACAGAAAUACUGACAUUGUAUAUACAAUAUGAUACUGCAAUACAACUAGCCUCAAAAGGCACCGUGGAGGAUAAGGGACUCAUGUAUACAAGGAUAAAACACCUCAUCAUUGAAAUGCCUGUCUUUCCAAGUCUGUCAGCCUGAUAUUAAUAUUUUCCUUACAUUUCAAAAAUUGGAUAUUUUAUUUUUGGAAUUUGAAUUUUAUAAUGUCAUACUUUUUUUUACAUUGAAAAAAGCUCAGCCAAGAGCUCUGAGAGUGUAAUAAUUAUUAUUAUUAGAUAUUGUAAUCAAUAUUGUAAAAUCAUAUUAUUAGGUGAAUAAACAUGUGAAGAAAACAUAUUCAAGUAUUUGAUGUCAGUUCAAAGUUGGCUGUGUCUGAUGUUAACCAAAACUUUAUAUCGUUAAAAUGACCUGACAUCAAUUUGAAUUCCCUGCGAUGUCACAUGGUUCUUUUACUUGUAUAACACUCUUUGAACAUCUGCUGAAACGUGAAGUACAUUAUAUUGCUGAACCAAUUACCAGGUUAGGUCUCGAUUUUAAAGGCUAAUGCAUUAUGGGUAUAGGACCUCUACUUUAAAAGAUAUUUUUUAUAAUGUUGCCUUGUCAUGAGUGUAGAUUUUGCCACUUGCCUGGUUGUUUCUUUUAUGAAAUGUUCAAAAUUAUGAAUGAUAUGAUAAAAUAUUUUGUUCGGCGAUAUAUAUGAUAUGGAGACUGUAUAUAAUUAGGUAAAAAUAGAAGCCUUAACAACCGACAUUGUACAUUGCCCUUUUCUGUUACUCAUCGGUUCUUGACCGACAUUCUAAAUUUAGUGCACUGUCAAUGUGAUUCAUAUUGCAGAGGAGCAUACAGCCUCAAGAAAUGCCAGAUUUUGUGGAGACCUUCAAUUCAUAUAAAUGGUCCAAACACCUAUUUGAUCUUAUUUUCUUGCAGAAACACACUAGACUGUAAAUGUCAAGAACUGGGGCUGUCGAGAAUUGAGACUGUUACCAGAUUAAUGACCUAUUUGAUAUGAUAAGAACAUUUCCUCUUCACAUUAAUGUAGAAUGAAAGUUAAUCAUUAGUAAAUCUACAAGUAUUAAUGAAUGGUACUUGUAGUGUUUGUCAAGGUCUCCCAAUGAGGGUUUGAAAAUAAGGUUGCAAACUUGUGUCAUAUCCUAGGGUUGCUUGCAUAAAUACAUGUCAAAGUUUCAAAACUUUAUGUUAUUCUACAUUUGAUAACAUUAGUGGUUUACAUACAAAAUUGAUUUAUUAUUUCUUGUGUAACAUCAUUUCCCA